Saccharomyces cerevisiae S288C is the source of this 879-nucleotide messenger RNA. RefSeq names its product exosome non-catalytic core subunit CSL4 (gene CSL4). Gene Ontology annotation, biological process: RNA processing. Gene Ontology annotation, molecular function: RNA binding. The coding region runs from base 1 to 879 and encodes 292 amino acids. Lineage: Eukaryota; Fungi; Ascomycota; Saccharomycetes; Saccharomycetales; Saccharomycetaceae. The record is from RefSeq and is marked reviewed. The transcript has a single exon. Gene Ontology annotation, cellular component: exosome (RNase complex); cytoplasm; nucleolus.
AUGGCAUGCAAUUUUCAGUUUCCAGAAAUAGCUUAUCCAGGUAAACUAAUAUGCCCACAGUACGGUACGGAAAAUAAAGAUGGCGAAGAUAUAAUUUUCAAUUAUGUGCCCGGUCCCGGAACUAAACUAAUUCAAUAUGAACACAACGGACGAACUUUAGAAGCUAUAACUGCUACACUAGUUGGGACAGUGAGGUGUGAGGAAGAAAAAAAAACUGAUCAGGAAGAAGAGCGUGAAGGCACUGAUCAAUCUACAGAGGAAGAAAAAUCAGUAGAUGCAUCACCUAAUGAUGUCACAAGAAGAACUGUAAAAAAUAUUCUGGUUUCAGUGCUUCCUGGGACAGAAAAGGGUCGUAAAACCAACAAAUAUGCUAAUAAUGAUUUUGCCAAUAACCUACCGAAGGAAGGUGAUAUUGUGCUGACCAGGGUGACAAGGCUUUCGUUGCAACGAGCCAAUGUCGAAAUUUUAGCUGUGGAAGAUAAACCAUCUCCAAUUGAUAGUGGCAUCGGCAGUAAUGGAUCGGGAAUAGUCGCUGCUGGUGGCGGUUCUGGAGCAGCUACGUUCUCUGUUUCUCAAGCAUCAUCAGAUUUAGGUGAGACAUUCAGAGGUAUAAUCAGGUCUCAGGAUGUACGGUCUACAGACAGAGAUCGUGUGAAAGUGAUAGAAUGUUUCAAGCCGGGAGAUAUUGUUAGGGCGCAAGUUUUAUCAUUAGGUGACGGAACCAACUACUAUUUGACCACUGCAAGGAAUGACCUUGGGGUCGUGUUCGCCAGAGCUGCUAAUGGUGCUGGUGGAUUGAUGUAUGCUACAGACUGGCAAAUGAUGACUUCACCGGUUACAGGCGCUACAGAAAAGCGCAAAUGUGCCAAACCUUUUUGA